AUGGAUCUUGAUCGGAUUUUGAAUGAUCGUAUUGAUGGGCUUGAAAUUGCCUUCGAAAGGACGAAAGCAUGGAGCACUUACUCAAAAGACCUGCUUUCCUACAUUCGAUCUCGCCUUCAACUCGAGCAAGAUCAUGCUCGUCGUGUCACUGCUUUAGUGGAAGCAUGCCGGAGAGAUAUCGCCAAGCCCUUCAUGCCUCUUCGGGAUGUGUUUGAAAGUAGCUUUGAUAGCGACAUCGACCUCGUUGGCAGGACCAAGGAGACUACAGAUCAUCUAAAAUCUCGAGUUGUUGAGGCUCUUGAUGCUAGGCGAAAAGAGCACGACAUUCAGCGAGGUGCUUUGAAAUUAGAAUGGCAAAAGCUGACAAAAUCAUUGUGUCCCGGCAGAUUUGAG
Molecule: messenger RNA, 393 nt
Organism: Cylicostephanus goldi
Lineage: Eukaryota; Metazoa; Nematoda; Chromadorea; Rhabditida; Strongylidae
Source: the annotation of a GenBank genome assembly